AGCUUCCAGACUGUGACAGUUAACAGCCGAGAAGAGACAGAAGACGGACUGAAGCACGAUGGUUGAAUUCUGGAUUCAAAUGUCUUCAUUUCUGAUUCUGCUGCUUCACUUUACAGCAGCAGUGACUGGAAAAUCUGUUGUUGUCAGAGUUGGAGAUGAAGUCACUUUGUCUUGUGGAAAUGUGAUUGGUAAUCAGGACAAAUGUGAGCGUACUGACUGGGUCUUCAAUGCUCCAGGAAGCAGAGAAACAGUAGAGCUGAUUAAAAAUGGGCAGAUUGGUGAAGAAGCCAAAUCUAAAUCAGACAGACUGAGUGUUACACAGAACUGUUCUCUGGUUAUAAAGAACGUCACAGAUGAAGAUGUUGGUCUCUACAUUUGCACACAGUUUGAAUCAGGACGUGAAGACAGUUUGGUUGCUCUGUACCCUGUUACCAUGACUGAACACGAGAACAAUGAUGAGGUGACGUUGUCCUGCUCUAUGCAAUGGUGUUAUCACAGAGUGGAGUGGCUGUAUGAGGGUAAAGUUAAAGACAAGGAGACAUCACAGCAUAGGUGCUCAGUUAAUUUGACCUAUAAGAAGCAGGAGUCAAAGAAGUACAAGUCACUUAACUGUGAAGUGAAGGAUCUUACCACUGGACGAGUGCAGCAGUUUCCCUUCAGCCGUCAGACCUCAGGUGAUGCAACAACAACGAUGGCAGCAACAACGAUGGCAGCAACAACGAUGGAGGCAGCAACAACGAUGGUGGCAACAUCACAAGAAGCUCGUGCAGAUUGUUCUGUUCUGGACUACAUCAUGUUGGUCAUGCGUGUGGCUGAACUCCUCCUAAUUACUGUGAUCACUGUUCUUCUCAUCAGAGCUCGAGGGAACCAGAGACCACCUGAAGACAACACGGUUUCAUACUCAGCAAGAAGACGAAGAGUGAUGCGUUCAGGUGCAGCAGACAGUCAGGUGAAUACUGAUGAAGAUGAAGAUGAUGGUGUGGUGAAAUAUGAAAACUGAUCGACCACAUCGACAUCGACUCAUCAGAGAAAAGACUCAGUGCAGUUUAAUGACGUCACAUUAACACGAGUAGUUGAAGCCUUCAGAUGACAAAAAUCU
Molecule: messenger RNA, 1099 nt
Organism: Larimichthys crocea (large yellow croaker)
Lineage: Eukaryota; Metazoa; Chordata; Actinopteri; Sciaenidae
Exons: 8
Coding region: 59-1000 (313 amino acids)
Biological process (GO): T cell activation; positive regulation of ERK1 and ERK2 cascade; interleukin-15-mediated signaling pathway
Cellular component (GO): external side of plasma membrane; membrane raft
Molecular function (GO): MHC class II protein binding; protein tyrosine kinase binding
Source: RefSeq, a predicted model, not a curated record